UAGUGCAUCCACAAUACGGAACGGGAAAAAUGAUUCUACUCGCCUUCAUCAUUGUUGGAGUGUUUUUUGGAGUCUAUGGUGAUGAUGAGAGAUCAGCAGGCUUGAGAUCCUCAGUGUUCCUGGAGCAACCAGAAAGAGUUACAGUCUAUGAAUCAGACAAUGCCACUUUCAGAUGCUCAGUUGUUAACUCAUCCUUCAGUAUAUUCUGGCUGGUCAACGGCUUCAGUGCCACCUUCACUGUGUUUCGAGAGAGAGGGUUCUCUGUAAAGGAAGACCCAGACACUCACACCAUAUCUCGACUGGAAGUGGUUGGACAUGCGUCCAAUAACAACACAAACAUUAGCUGUGCAGCUGAUCAGAUUCACAGCGACCCUGAGCUAUCUUGGAUCGUGUCUGAGGUUGCAUUGCUCAUAGUGCAAGAUAGGGUAACUCUGCAGUCAGCUGUGGAAGAAAGCAUGCACUUGAUUGUGUCGACAGAGACUGAGCUGGUGGUAGCAAAGACAACGUCAUCGCUACAAACAAAGGUGAUACGAACCAGCACAGUGCCUAGCAAAUCAGGCACACCAGACAACACUCCAGAUUUGAAGCUCCUUCCCGGACAAGCAAGCACAAAGCAUGAUCAGAAGAACAUGGUCCUGUUUUGGUAUAUUGGUGGUGUCAUGGGGUUAAUAGUACUACUGAGUCUGACUUUUUUGGUCAUACUUAUUGUUUCCCGAAAGUUGAUGAGAAAAGGUAUACCACUGGUGAUUGUUUUUACUACAACUGUCUUACUAUCUUUCUUAAUAAUCUUAAACAAAACUUUUGGGAGUAAAUGCAAACUUUUCUAAAUACGCAGCAGAAGGUGCAAGGAAGGCACACGUCGAAGAGGAAGUAGACAAAGAGCUGCAGUCGAACCCCAUCUACAGCUAUAUCUCUGACCCAAUUCACUCGCAGUCUCAAGCCAUCUACAGCUCCAUCUCUGACCCAAUUCACUCGCAGUCACACGCCAUCUACAGCUCCAUCUCUGACCCAAUUCCCCUCCAGAAGAACCAAGUCUACGAGUGCUUUAAACCAGUCAAGUGUGAGAAAAACUGUGCAUAUGAUUCUGUCAACCUUCGCUCGGCAGCUACUACCCACCAUUGAAACACAACACAUCCUGUAUAGUAAAAGAAGGUUUACACUAUCACUAUUACUAUGGCUUUGGUUGUUGACACGGUUGAACGGUUAUCUUUUUAAAUGAAUUUUGCAUACAGCACACUGUAAUAUCAACAUCGAUAUUAUUAUUAUAAUAAUAUAUUUCAGCUCUAUAACGGAAGAAGUGGUAAAAAUUAAAGUGAAAAUGAGACUUUGCAAAGAAAAAAUUUGGGCAAACUUUAUGAAUUAUAACCUAGUGAUGAAUUACACAACCACACGCGAUGUUGAUACUGUUUGUGUUGAGUAAUACAUGGAGAUAUGAUCUGCUUGAGGCUAUAACAUUGGUGCUAGACGUCCGUGCAAUGACUCUGUGGCUGCUGAUCGGGGGUGUAGUGAGUCUGAGUUGGGGUCUGGUCACUGUAGGACAGGGAGGCGUAGGACAACCC
Molecule: messenger RNA, 1559 nt
Organism: Geodia barretti
Lineage: Eukaryota; Metazoa; Porifera; Demospongiae; Tetractinellida; Geodiidae
Source: the annotation of a GenBank genome assembly